AUGGCCUCCUCCCCUACGAAGAAAGCGGGUGGCGAAGCCAUCAAUCUGGCCUCGAACAACGGUACAAGAGAGUAUAAAUACACCGCUGAAAUAUCGCAGAUGAUGUUCGUCUUCGGGGAAGUUCAAGAUCCUACUCCAGAGACCGUGAAUCUCGUGGAAGAUAUCAUUCGCAGUCAGCUUAUUGAGUUGAUCGUACAGGCUCGUGCCCUUGCGACCAGGCGUGGGGCACGCUGGCUCUCGGCUGAAGACCUAAUAUUCUUGAUUCGGCAUGACAGGGGAAAGGUCAACAGACUUAGAACCUACUUGUCUUGGAAGGAUGUACGGAAGCACGCGAAGGACUCCGGUGGUGACGGAGGUGGUGCUGUCGAAGUUGAAACUUUAGAACAAGAAGAUGGUGGGUUAUUCCUUGCGGCCAAAGCUCAGAAGAUCACUAUCAAGCUUCCUUGGGAAAUUACCACCAUAUAUUCAGAAGUGCUGCGGCAGAGUGGACAUCAAUCUGAUGACGAGGAGGAUGAGGAUGACAUUGAGGCACACGAAGCCUCCAUUCAACGUUUGAAGGAGGCAGAUGAGGCAACAAGGCAAAUGACGCGCGAAGAAUACCAGCGCUAUUCAGACUGCAGACAGGCUUCUUUCACAUACCGCAAAGCUAAGCGAUUCCGAGAGUUUCUAAACCUGCCACCCCAUCUUGACCUCAAGGCUGGCGAUGACACUGUGGACAUUGUGGGCUUCCUGGCUUUCGAGAUGGUACGGUCACUCACACUGGCUGGGCUUGCGGUCAAGAAAUCCCUGGAGGAGGCAUCUUUUCGGGAGGAAUACUCCACGUCGACGCUACUAGGAAAACGCAAGGCUGCUUCCGCCGGAGGUCCAGCGGAGAAACGACGCCGUGAAGAAUCUCCCGACAACGAGGUAGAGCCUGUACUGCCUGCUUGUUCGCUGUUCCUCCCACCGCUGGAAGCACGGACUGCCCUUCGCCCCGAUCAUAUCCAAGAUGCCUUUGCUCGAAUGCAAGGUGAUUGGUCUCACCACCGUUCAUCAGGCAUGCGCAAUUGGCGAGGUGGAUUAGCGAGAACGCGCGUUAGCUUGAUUUAG
Messenger RNA from Pleurotus ostreatus (oyster mushroom), 1089 nucleotides. RefSeq names its product Transcription initiation protein spt3 (gene SPT3). Gene Ontology annotation, molecular function: transcription coregulator activity; protein heterodimerization activity. The record is from RefSeq and is a predicted model, not a curated record. Gene Ontology annotation, biological process: transcription by RNA polymerase II. Gene Ontology annotation, cellular component: SAGA complex. The coding region runs from base 1 to 1089 and encodes 362 amino acids. NCBI's taxonomy places the organism in Eukaryota, Fungi, Basidiomycota, Agaricomycetes, Agaricales, Pleurotaceae. The transcript is spliced from 6 exons.